This is a messenger RNA of Trifolium pratense (red clover), 1878 nucleotides long. RefSeq lists its product as uncharacterized. The transcript has 4 exons. NCBI's taxonomy places the organism in Eukaryota, Viridiplantae, Streptophyta, Magnoliopsida, Fabales, Fabaceae. Gene Ontology annotation, biological process: meristem maintenance; meristem development. The record is from RefSeq and is a predicted model, not a curated record. The coding region runs from base 1 to 1878 and encodes 625 amino acids.
AUGGAACACAAUAUUGGAAGAAGUAGGCUUGGUAGACCGAGUCAGGCACAUUCUUCUGCUCGACGAGAGGCUACUCCCGGCAAUCCUCCUGCUAAAAGAGGUCGUCGUAGACAAGGACAACCUCCGUCUCAAGGAACACAUGAUAAUGAAGCGGGGGGGUCAGGCGCGACACGAUCACAUUCACGACGACAACAAGUUGAUGAUGUUGACGUAGAUGCAGCUGAAGAUGGGAAUGUAAAUGUUGGUCAAUAUUUUGCCGAUGAUGCAGACUGGCCCGAUGAAGAUGAAGAACCACCGGAACAAGAAAUGCAACAACCACCACAUCAACCACCACAUGCACCCAAUUUGCAACCAGAGGAUGGCUAUCCGGGAGGACCUUUUAAUUUUUCCUUAUUAACGGAAUACCACAAGCAUAGGGCAAUUCCGAUAUGGAAUGCAGAGCCUGAUGAUGAAAAGAUUUUGAAGAAAACUAUGCGGGCCAUUACCAACGGAAAGAGGGUUAUCAACCUUCCAAAAAUGGAUCGGAAUGUGGACUGGUUUUGGAGAGCCAUAGAAGCAACCGGCUUAGAGCCGCUAACGAGGACCAAUUACAGUAUAAUAGACCAUGGGGUUCUCACUGCAUUUGCCGAGAGAUGGCAUUCGAAGACCAGCACCUUUCACAUACCAAUAGGUGAGGUUGGCAUCACAUUGGAUGACGUCCAAUGUCUGUUACAUAUACCGAUCGAGGGAAAGCUGUUGAACCACAGAAAGAUAACAAGAGCUGAAGGAGUUGAACUUGUCAAUACAUAUCUUGGAGUGCCUGAAUCCAAAUGUUGGGAAUAUUUUAUUGAUACCCACGGUCCGCAUAUAACUUAUGGAGAGCUAGCAUUUGUGUAUACUACAAGAUGGGAGGAAGUUGACAAAGCUGUGAAUGAAAACCGACCGAUGCAUGAAAUUACGGUGUUGAGGCAGCAGUGUAUUAGGGCUUUUUUGUUGUUUUUGGUGUGCACUACCAUUUUCAGCAACAAAAGCCAAUUCUACGUCGACGUAGUUUAUUUGAGCUACUUUCAGGAUUUGUCAGAGGUGAAUCAGUGGAAUUGGGGUGUGGCUACUUUAACAUAUCUGCAGCACUAUUUGGAUGAUUCGUGCAAGGCGGAUGGUGGGCAAGUAGCCGGAUACUUGUCCUUUUAUCAGGGAUGGAUAAUGAUGCACUUUCCGAAAAUGACUGUGUGGCGUAGAGAUCCCAACUACAGAGAGGAGAUGCCACGUAAUGUCACCUUCAGCACUGGACAAGGACAUAGGGAUCAUGUCCUGUAUAGGCAAUUUUUGGAUAACAUGCAGGUUUCUGAUUUUGAAUUUUGUCCAUACGAUGGCCACCGUCAUGUGAGACCGUUGAUUGAUGUUUGCUGGUUUUUUGGCAUUCCAAGAGACCCUGAUGCGGCUGCUCCAGCUGGGAUGAGUUUGUUGCAGAUUGAUCGAGUGUUUAUGGAAGAGGUUGAGAUGAGAAUGAUUGACGAAGAAAUGAGAGGACCGACUGUUGUGAGAGCAUGGGAUCAUGUACCUGGCUAUAUAUCAUGGUUCUACAAAGUCUCCCAUCCGAUUAUGCGUCCGAUCGCUGCCCCGGAACCACCACCUAGACCAGCAAACUUAGAGGUGCUGAUAGAGGAACUGGAAUCGCAGUCAGUUCCUGAUACUUUGGAUAUAUGCCGCAAUGUCAGAACUGAGCUACGACGCGCACUUGAAGCAAAUGAGGCAUUGCCAGGAACUCCGAUUUAUGAAACUGUGAACAGAGUGCUUGGGUUUGUCGAACCAGCAUUUUUGUACCGAUCAAGGCGCAGACUACCGGGUAGAGGAAGAUUUGACCCACAUGAUGCUGCAAGACGCUUUAACACUCAGUGA